Molecule: messenger RNA, 3131 nt
Organism: Sorghum bicolor (sorghum)
Lineage: Eukaryota; Viridiplantae; Streptophyta; Magnoliopsida; Poales; Poaceae
Exons: 7
Coding region: 310-888 (192 amino acids)
Source: RefSeq, a predicted model, not a curated record
AAACAGAUCUGAUGUGCGUGGGGAAAGCCUCUGCUCUCCUCACGAAGAGCAGGGGAAAGGGGAAAAAAUCAGAUUGCAAAAAAGAGGAAAUUUUCAAGAAGAAGCGCUACAAGCCUGAACUAUACCUCAUCACCAAAGGCAAAGAAUAGGGCAAAAUUAAGCCUGGAGUACAAAGUAUUACAGAUCACUUAAACUAUGGAUGGGAAUAACUUUCAGGUACCAUAUACACAAUGAUGCGAAAACACACAAACAGACUUUGAUCUCACAACAGCAGAUGGGAUAAAGAAGUGGCAAGAAACACUACAACUCAUGUACCAGACUAACCAGAUGCAGGGUGGAGGUGGACAAAACACAUUUUCACAUUCUAUGUCGACAAAUCUAUUAGACAUCAGUUACAUUGAGCAGAAUAGUAUGUAUAUGACAACAAGUAGAGUUGAUGAUUAUCCAACAUCAAUGAGCUCACAUGGAACAUCAAGGAUCACCAAUUAUGAUGCAGAAAUGCUUACCGGAUCUGCUGCAGGCUCUUCAAAUACCUACAGAUACAAAAAGGGAGGCUUCACUGAACUUAUGCUAGAACAAAUCAGGAAUUCACAUGAAGAUGAUCAAUCUGACAGUAAUAGGCAGCAGCUUGAAAGGAUGCAAGGAACAUUAACCCAGAUGAUCAUUGGAAAUGACAUGAAUGAGAAUAUGAGCCUUGAGAAUCUAGAUGGAAUCUUUGGACCGCAAACUGACUGGUCAAUAUCAGAGUCAAGAACAUCAUAUGAGGUAGAUAUAAAGAUAAAGCAAUGGUUGAUUACAUUUAUAAGCAACACCAAAUGUAAUCAUUCGUGGUGCUCUCAAAUCCUUCCUCUCUGCUCCUUGAACCUGAUGAGAUGGUACUUUGCCUGAAAAUGACAAAGAAAAAAAUUUCACAAAUAACAAAGCACAAUAAACAGAUUUGAAGAUGUUUUAGCACAAAUCACAAGAAACAAUUUUUUUCUAUGAAAGGACAAGGACAAAUACGAGGUGUUUCUUAACACAAAUCAAAAUAAACAUAUUUCAAGAUGGUGUAAACACAAAGCACAAUAAACAGAUUUGAAGAUGUUUUAGCACAAAUCACAAGAGACAAUUUUUUUCUAUGAAAGGACAAGGACAAAUAGGAGGUGUUUCUUAACACAAAUCAAAAUAAAUAGAUUUCAAGAUGGUGUAAACACAAAGCAAAAUUAACAGAAAUCAAAAUGUGAGGUUUCUAUGUUUUCUUUCACUACCUAGUCCUUUGAAUCUUUCUAGAGUAGUGGAGUUAGUCUAAAAUCAGCAGUACACUGAACUGAGCAUGUACAAAGGCAAUAUACAACCCUAACACAUGCAGACAUGCUUAAAAAAUUAGAACUAAAAUAAAAAGGCACUUACAUACACCACCAUGGAUUUUAGUGCAGCAGCUUCCAUCAUCUGAUCCCAACCAUCAUCCUGAUGGUAAUGUAAAGAAGAAGAGGGACCUCCACAACCUCUCAAAAAGAGUUUUCCUAGUGCAAGCUUUUUGAACAUAUGUCUUUCCUGCUUAAUGAAAUGUAAAAAGGAAAACAAAAUAGUGGGAAAGUUACAUACAAAGACUGGAUAUUGCACAUGUUAAACACCAUAAUUGCUGUAAUUUAAGUGUGCAAUUUACUACUUAUAAAUGUGCAAUCAAGAAAUGGAUACUGCACACAUAUUUAUUGUACAGUAUAUGCAACACACAGUUAAAAUAUGUGAGCUCCUACUGUUCUACUACAACAGCAACAUGACAACCAUAUCCCACCAUGAGGUGGAAUUUCACUGACUUAUCUGCUGAUUCGAAAGUUAGAAAUAUUUCUUAUGACAGUUUUGUACAGUUGUACUCCCAAAAACCAAAUUACAGGACUACAGGUUAUGUUCAAAUGACUCACCCUAGAUUUUAAGGCAGUUGGACGAGUCUUUAGCGUUCCAGCUUGGCUCACUGGGGACCUUUUUGACUCAACUUCUAGAGAUGGGAAUAGGGGAGUUCCUGGUGGCGUGAGAAGCCUGAAAGUAAACAACUUCAUUGUGAGAACAGUUACAUGAUAACUUCAAAACUGCAGUCCACAAGUGACCUCCAAUGAAAUCUUAAGGAAUGAUGAGACAUUGUUUCUAGUAAGAUACCCUUAUAACAUGUGCCUGUGCACGGAUUUUUCUCCUGAUUUCCUCCUUUUGUUCCUCCUUUUUCAAAUCGAGAGUGUACCUAAAGCGCCUUGAUGCAUUCAGCACAAGGGCUGCUUGCUGCAAUAACAAAAGGUAUCAGAAAACAAACAUAUCAAAAGAACGAUAUCGAGCUAAUCACUCUAGCAGAAAAAAAAAGUCUAGAUAUUUUAGGAAAGAAAAACUCAAGUAAACAACACUACAGUACCCCCACCAUCUUAGACAACUGUUUAGACAUGUCUGCAUGUGUGACAAUCCAUACAAUGUCGUCUUACAGUUUGACACACAUCAUCAUAUCUCAUAGACUACUGUAGCAAGCCAUAUAGAAAGUUUGCACUACUAUUACAGUCUGCAGCUUGGAAAGGUACAACUAGCAGUGCCAAGUUAACGAUAAGAGAGCAUCCUGUAUAGUGAACUAUUAAAGCAUGAAGAUUUUAAAGUAUGAGCAGUGAAAUAUAUAGCAAGAGACAGAAAGGACUUAAGUACUUGGUCUGGUUGUUGUAUAUUCUCUCUACAGAUUUAUGUGUAUUUUUAAAAUAAAUAAAAUCCUACAGUGGGGGCUUCCCCUGCUGUAUUUUCCGUUCAAAAAAUUGCUCAAAAGUUGUAGGAAAGCUAUUACUGUUGUCAAUUCCUGCAGGCUGUUUGCAAUGUCCAACCAUGACAAGAAUAUGUCCAUAUGAACAUCAGUAUAUUUGGCUUUCAAAAAAAGGUAAAUUGACUAUUGACCCUAGUUGGCAGCAGUUUUUUUGCAUAAACUGAUUAGCUAGCUCUGCCUAUAUUUCAAACAUGUUACGCAAUUUCUUACAGUUAUUUAGUAAAAAAAAGCAUGAACAAGAUGCAAUUUGGUUCCAGGUUUUAUGGGAAGGCCGUAUCAGAAUAUCCUCAACAAUUGAGAGUUACAGAAUAACUGCACAAUGUAAAUACAAUGAGUUGUGUGAUCAAAUGUCUUUCUCCUUUUGCUA